This is a messenger RNA of Camellia sinensis, 1148 nucleotides long. RefSeq names its product tRNA/rRNA methyltransferase (SpoU) family protein. Gene Ontology annotation, molecular function: RNA methyltransferase activity; RNA binding. The record is from RefSeq and is a predicted model, not a curated record. NCBI's taxonomy places the organism in Eukaryota, Viridiplantae, Streptophyta, Magnoliopsida, Ericales, Theaceae. Gene Ontology annotation, biological process: RNA processing.
GUCGUUCUGAAACAGGCGCGACGCGAUUGUCGUCAACUCACAGGGUUCUACUGAGAGGGAGAGAGAGAGAGAGCUUCUUCAGGUACUCUGCAAGAGUUAGGCCGCGGAGGAGGAGCGGCGGCGGAGGCAGCAGAAGCGGCAGCUUCUCUCUCUCUCUAUCUAUAUACAAUAUAUAUAUGUUUAUAGACAUAAAUGGAAAAUCAAAGUGGAUAUGAGAGCUACGUGGUGGUACACAACAUAGCGAAGAGGCACAACGUCGGCACACUUGCUCGGAGCGCGACGGCGUUCGGCGUUUCGGAGGUGAUUCUGGUCGGCCGCCGUGACUUCAACGCCUUCGGCAGCCACGGCUCCACCUCUCACCUCCGCUUCCGCCACUUCCACUCCCUCUCCGACGCCCGCCUCUUCCUCAAGGAGAGAGAUUGUGAUAUUUGCGGGGUUGAGAUCACGGACGAUGCCGUUGCUGUGAAUCAACAUCCUUUCAAGAAGAGCACUGCUUUCCUUCUCGGCAAUGAGGGAACUGGGCUUUCUGCUAAAGAAUGUGAGAUGUGUGACUUCUUUGUUUAUAUUCCGCAAUAUGGGUGUGGCACUGCUUCGCUGAAUGUUACAAUAGCGGCUUCUAUUGUUCUACAUCAUUUUGGAGUUUGGGCAGGAUUCUCUGAGAGAACCCGUAAUGGGGCCAAGUUUGUUGUGGCUGAAAGACCUGCGAAACAGGUGAGACGGAACUACUGUGCAGAAACAGCAGAUUCUAUUAUUGAGGAACGAAAAUUAAGAAGGGAAAAUGCUUCUAAUGGAUUUUUUGAUGAGAGUGGAAAUGACAAUUCACCUUCUAACCUUCUGGAUGCAUUGUUUGACGAGCAGUGAGAAAUCAAAUACAUGAUGUUCUCUUCCUGAGAGACUAGGAUUUUGGGCCUACAUACGUACUGCCAUUUUCAAGAAGCAAACAGCCAAUACAUGAGCAAUUCAGAGAAGAGAAGACCUCCACUGAAGGGACAUGUUUUAAGAUGAACCGUUAAGGAUAUUAUGUGGUUCCUGGGAGUGAUCAUUCGACAUUGAAUGUUUAUGUAUCAUUUUUGUAUGGAUAGAGAGUUGUGUACCAGGAUAAUCCCAAGAAUUAAGCACAUGUCUUUCUCUAAUCUUUGAUUACUUCA